Mytilus californianus (California mussel) is the source of this 1856-nucleotide messenger RNA. RefSeq lists its product as uncharacterized. The transcript has 3 exons. The record is from RefSeq and is a predicted model, not a curated record. The coding region runs from base 558 to 1856 and encodes 432 amino acids. Lineage: Eukaryota; Metazoa; Mollusca; Bivalvia; Mytilida; Mytilidae.
UUGGAGCAGACACUGUUCCUGGACUGCAACAGCAGUUUGAUGACUUUGAAUUACCAUUUGAUGGGUUACAAACUAAAUAUGCUAGACAGAAAUAUAUAAAACAGAAUUACUUUUAUGUGGCACCUGAAGAAGUUGUACUGGGUGAACAACUGAAGUAUGUUUUACGAAACAAAAAAAGAGUUUUGGACGUAAAGGAGGAUAAAUUUUGGUAUAUACCAAUAUGUAAAAGUAUUGAGCAACUGUUGCAAAAUAAGGACAUAUACAGAUUAGUAUUUGAUAAAAGAACACAUCAGUUUGAUAAUAACUUUUAUUGUGAUGUAUCUGAUGGUUCAAUUUUCCGUGAACAUGCAUUGUUUAGUGUUCAUCCAAAUGCUUUUCAAAUUUUGUUAUAUUUUGAUGACAUUGAAAUCUGCAACCCACUAGGAAAAAAAGCAGGAGUUCAUAAAUUGGGAGUCUUUUAUUACAGCUUGCUCAAUUUACCCUUGGAAUAUCGUUCAAAAACGCCAUCAAUACGCUUAGUUGCAAUAAUUAAAAGAAAAAACAUAAAAACUUAUGGAAUGCAUACUGUAUUGCAACGAAUAAAUGAUGACUUGGUAGCUUUUGAGAGUGGUGUCCUAAUGAACUUUAAUGAACAGCAGACUCUUGUAAAAGGUGCAUUGAUCGGUUUUUGUGGAGAUACCCUUGCUGCCCAUGAAUUUGCAGGCUUUAAAGAAGGAGUUGGAUUUGCCUAUCAGAAAUGUAGACAUUGUGAAUGUACAUUUGAUGUUAUGCAGGCUCACUUUGCAGAGAAAAACUUUAUCCUACGAUCUUUACCAAGGUAUGAUCAGCAAGUAGAAGAAAUGUUAAAUGCUCAAACUAUUGGAAUGAGAAAACGAUUAUCAUCAGCCUAUGGCAUUACAAGAAGGAGUACUGCACGUGACUUUCCUCAUUUUAAUUUGAUCACUAUGAUUCCGGAGGACAUCAUGCACAUUCUUUUUGAAGGAGUCGUAAUCUAUGAAACAAAACUUGUACUUGCUAAAUUGUUUGAUGAUGGCCUUUGCACAAUUAAACAGUUGAAUUAUGUAAUUGAAAACUUUCCUUAUGGAUAUAAACAUAAAGAAUGUAAACCAAAUUGCAUACCAGAAAAACUGUUUGAUGAUGAUGAUACUAUGACCUUGAAACAGUCAUCAUCAAGUAUGAUUGUAUUCUUUCGUUUGUUACCAAUAUUUUUGGUCAAGCAAUUAAAUGUUGAUAGUUGUAAUGAAUAUGUACAUUUGUUGACAGAACUUUGUGAAAUAGUUCAAAUAAUUAUGGCACCUGUUAUAAGUGUGGAGACAAUUCAGAUGUUGAAAGUUCUUAUUCCGAGUCACCUUAGACAAUUCAAACAUUUGUUUCCAGACCAAAAUAUUAUGCCAAAGCAGCAUUAUAUGGGACAUCUGCCAUACAUUAUUGAAAAAUAUGGUCCGCUUGUACGUGUAUGGUGUAUGCGUUUUGAAAGCAAGCACCAGUUUUUGAAGGAAAGCGCAGGAAAUUCCAGAAACUUCCAAAAUCUUGAAAAGUCUUUAUCAGAGCGUUCAGCCAUGUAUGAAUGUGCUCUUAAUCUAAGUGAUAGUUACCAUCCAAUUUUUCAAAAUGAAUUAAACAUUGGAAGAUCUCUACCAUCCGAUUUAAGAGAAGGAAAAAACACACUUAAUGCAUUUUUUGGAAUUGAAAUAAACAGUAUUAAACACUUACAUUAUGUUUCAUGGAUUGUUAUAAAUGGUCAAAAAUUUAUUUCCAAGAAAUGUGUUGUUGCAUUUGGUAAAAGUGAUGGUCUACCCGAGUUUGGACAAUUAUUUUCUAGCACUUGUUCGAUACCGCUACUGGUAGACUGCUAG